UACUCUUUAUUACUCUUUAGUAGAGAUGAGGAAAGACCAAACUCUCCUGAACCCAGCUGUGUGUCCUUUAAGAGUGACCAGUCCAUGCCACUUUUUGUCAACUUUCAAGAUGGAACAGCUACUCCAUACAGACAAAAUUCCUUCCGAGCUAGACCGCAUACACCUAGCAGUUACAAAACAAGAAGGAUAUCCUCAAAGGGAAGAAAUCUUUGUGAGCCUGUGGCUGCUGUAAAGACCUCCAAAUUAGAUAAGAAGACUACAGACUUUCUCUACAACAUCUUUAAUGAUCUUGAAAAUAAAAUGAUUGUAUUUAUAAAACAUGAGCUGGACAUGUUUAAGAAAUUCCUGAGAAAAGAAAACACAAGUUAUUAUGGAGAUGUGAGAGAAGAUAUGUGGAGUAUUAAAGAAACAGCUCUUGAUAUGGCAUUGUACUUUCUAAACCUGAUGGAACAAAAGGAUCUUGCCGAUGCACUCCUAGAUGCACUAAUAGGAUUUCAGCAGAGUGCUCUCAGAUCAAAUCUGUGUAAGAAGUUUCAUCGUGUAUGUGAAGGAAUUGCAAAGCAGGGAGAGUCCAACACUCUGAACAAGAUCUAUACAGAUCUGUACAUGACUACUGCUGGAAGUGGACAAAUGAAUAAACAAAAUGAGGUGACACAAAUUGAAAAAGCUGAAAAAAGUCAAAUGGAGCAAGAGAAAAAAAUCGAAUGCAACAGCAUGUUUGAACCAUUACCUGAAGAAGACAAACCCAGGACUGUGGUGACACAGGGGGUCGCUGGCAUCGGAAAAUCCAUCUGUGUGCAGAAGUUUAUUCUAGACUGGGCUGAAGAGAAAGAACAUCAGGACAUCAAGUUCAUAUUUCCACUGCCUUUCAGAGAACUGAACCUGGAGAAGAAAGUGCACAGUUUAAAGGACAUCAUCUACAAUUUUUUCCCAAAAGUAAAAGGACUGAGAUUCACAGAUAGGUAUAAAGUCUUGUUUAUCUUUGAUGGCCUGGAUGAGUGUCGACUUCCUCUAAAAUUCCAUGAAAAUGAGAAGGUGACUGAUGCAUCAAUGCCAGCCCCCCUGGACACUAUACUGACAAACCUCAUUGCAGGAAAUCUGCUUCCAUCUGCUCUCAUCUGGAUUACCACUCGACCAGCAGCAGCUGCUAAGAUCCCUGCUGAACAUGUGCACCGGGUCACAGAGGUGCGUGGCUUCAAUGAUGUACAAAAGGUGGAGUACUUCAAGAAGAAAAUCAUGGAUGAGACUCUGGCCAACAAAAUCAUUGAUCAUCUUAAAAAAUCAAGAAGUCUCUUCAUCAUGUGUCAUAUUCCAGUCUUCUGUUGGAUUUCAGCUACUGUAUUGGAGGGGAUUUUGAGAGACUCAGAGAGUGAAGACAUUCCACAGACUCUGACGGAGAUGUACACAUAUUUCCUGAUCUUUCAGACCAUACAGGGGGACAAGAAAUUCAAUAGACAGAAUGCUUCAGACAUUCCAUGGGAUCCAAAGGAAAUUCUUUCACUGGCAAAACUUGCCUUUAGUCACCUGGAAAAAAACAACCUGAUUUUCUAUGCAGAAGAUCUAGAAUCCUGUGGACUUGACCCUAAUAACAUAACAGUGUACUCAGGAUUGUGCACUCAGGAGACCAGCAGAUUUCUAGGCACAGUUUUCAGCUUUGUGCAUCUCAGCAUUCAGGAGUUCAUUGCUGCUUUACAUGCAUACGUAUCUCUCAGAAAUGAAAACAAGAAUGUUUUUGAAAUAUCAGAGGAGAGCAAAGAAACAAAAGUGAUUGAUGUGCUGAAGAUUACAGUGGACAAGGCUUUGGAGAGUGAAAACGGACACUUGGAUCUUUUCCUUCGCUUCCUUCUGGGCCUGUCACUGGAGUCUAAUCAGAAGCUCAUUCGAGGUCUACUGACACACACAGGAAGCAGCUCUGACUGCCAAAAGGACAUAGUUCAGUACAUCAAGUCCAAACUUGAAGAAAAUCCAUCUCCUGAGAGAGCAAUCAAUCUGUUCUACUGUCUGAAUGAGUUAAAUGAUGAUUCACUAGUGAAAGAGAUCCAAAACUCCAUGAGCUCAGGACGUCUCUCUCAAUCUGAGCUCACACCUGCUCAGUGGCAUGCUCUGGUCUUUGUGCUGCUGACAUCAAAGAAGAAUCUGGAAGUGUUUGAGCUACAGAAGUUUAUAAAGUCAGAUGAAUGCUUUAAGAGACUCCAGCCAGUCGUCCAGGAAGCAACAACAGCUCUGCUCAGUGAGUGUAACCUGACAGAGAGAAGCUGCUCGACUUUACACACAGUUCUCAGCUCAGAAUCCUCCAAGCUGACUGAGGUGGAUCUGAGCAGGAAUCCGCUGAAGGACUCAGCAGUGACGCUGCUUUGUGCUGGACUGAAGAGUCCAAACUGUAAACUGGAGAAACUCAGACUUUCAGACUGCAGUAUAACAGAGGAAGGAUACACUGCUCUGGCUGAAGCUCUGAAAUCAUCACACCUGANAAUGGAGAUCGCAGGUUUGAACACCACUGAUGCCAAAACCGUCUGUGACCAGAUCCUGGAGAGAGAGAAACUGGCCUGUGCUCUCAGAAUUUUAAGUCCUGAAGCAGAAAAGGCCUGUGAGUUUCUGACUGAGGUUCUGGGUGAAAACCCCUUACUGCAGAAUGAUCUGGAUCUGAGUGGGAAAAUAUCUGGAGACUCAGGAGUGAAGCAGCUCUCUGUUCUACUGAAGGACCAGCAGUGCAGGACUGAGAAACUCAGGCUGAGUAAGAGCGGUAUUACAGAGAGAGGCUGUACUGAUCUGGUAUCAGCUCUUAUUUCGAACCCUUCACACCUGACAGAGCUGGACCUGACAUCAGGAGUGAAGCUGCUCACUGAUUUACUGCAGGGUCCAGACUGUAGUCUAAAAACACUCAAACUGGUGAAAAGUCCUGAAGCAGAGAAAGCUUGUGAUAAUCUGAGUAAAGUUCUGGGUACAAACCCCUUACUGCAGACGGAUCUGGAUCUGAGCAGGAAAAUAGACGGAGACUCAGGAGUGAAGCAGCUCUCUGCUCUACUGAAGGAUCCACACUGCAGACCUGAGAAACUCACACUUUCAGACUGCAGUAUAACAGAGGAAGGAUACGCUGCUCUGGCUGAAGCUCUGACAUCAUCACACCUGAUAGAGCUGGAUCUCAGAGGGAACGACCCUGGAGCAUCAGGAGUGAAGCGGCUCACUGAUUUACAAAAGAAUCGACAUCACAAAACAGUGACACUGAGGUUGUUACAGAGUCCAGAUGCAGAGGAAGCCUGCAAUUGUCUUACAGGAAAAGGGUUUUUUUCCAGUAAAACCCCCUUACUGAACACGGAGCUGGAUCUGAGCAAUAAAAUACCUAAAGACAAAGUCAAAGUGAAUCAGCUCUCGGCUCUGCUGCAGGAUCCACAUUACAGACUGAAGAAACUCACGUUGUAUAAAGAAGACGGUAUUAAAGAUGCUGAGUUUGUCAAUCUGAUUUCUGCUCUGGAUUUAAAUCCUUCUCACCUGAGAGAGUUGAAUCUAAACAGGAAUAAACCAGGAAAGUUGGGACUGAGAAAUCUCUGUGAAUUCCUGAAGAAUCCUAAAUGUAAACUACAGAAACUAAAUCUACGGAACAGUGUAAGUGAAUCCUGGGCUGAUUUGGCUUCAGCUCUCUGUACAAACCCUUCACACAUCAGAGAUCUGGAUCUGAGUGAGUGUAAACUAGGAGACUCAGGAGUGGAGAAGCUCUGUGAUCUACUGAAGAAACACGAGUGUAAACUGGAGACACUGCGGUUAAUAAAGUGUGGAAUAACAGAUAAAGGCGGUGCUGCUCUGACUGAAGCUCUGAGCUCAAACUACUCACAUCUGAAAGAGCUGGAUCUGAGAAAGAAUAAACUAACAGAUUCAGUCACACAGAAGCUCUCUGAGAUACUGAAGCAUUCAGGAGGAAAGCUAAAGUUGUUGAAAAGUCCUGCUGCAGAAAAAGCCUUAGAUUUCCUUGGUAGCAUCCUGAAAAAGAACCCCUUACUGCAGAGAGAACUGGAUCUGAGUGGGAAAAUAAAGGGAGACUCAGAGGUGAAGCAGCUCUCUGCUCUACUGGAGGAUUCACACUGCAGACCCGAGAUACUCAGGAUAAAUAAGUGCUGCAUGGGAAGUGAAGGUUGUUCUGCUCUGGCAUCAGCUCUGAGUUCCAACCCCUCACACCUGAGAGAGCUGGAGCUGAGUGGGAAUACACUGGGAUCAUCAGGAAUGAAGGAGCUCUGUGCUCUGCUGAACAAUAAACAAUUCAAACUGCUGAAACUGGGGUUGUGUAAGUGUGGUCUAACUGUGGCAGAUUGUGCUGCUGUUGUAUCAGCUCUGAGAACAAACCCCUCAUACCUCAAGGAUCUGGACCUGAGUGACAAUACAGUUGGAAACACAGGAGUGAAGGAGCUCUCUGCUCUACUGCACAACUCCAGCUGCAUUCUGGAACAACUCAAACUAAGCAGAUGUAGUCUCACAGAAACACAGUGUGGUGAUCUGGCUGAAGCUCUGAAAUCAAACUCAUCACAUCUGAAAGAGCUGGAUCUGAGAGAGAAUAAACUAACAGAUUCAGUCACACAGAAGCUCUCUAAGAUACUGAAGCAAUCAGGAGGAACGCUAAAAUAUGACGAGCCAUCAAUUGCAACAAAAGGGGAGCACAAGANAGAGCUGGACCUGAGCUCCAACAGUCUGCAGGAUUCAGGAGUCACUCAGCUUUGUGCUGGACUGAAGAAUCCACAGUCUCCACUCAGAAUAAUGAGACUGUGUAAGUGCAGUGUAGCAGCUGAAGGCUGUGCUGCUUUGGCUACAGCUCUGUUAGAAAAUCCCUCACAUCUCGUAGAGCUGGAUCUGAGCGGGAAUCAAGUAGGAGACUCGGGAAUAAAGCACAUCUCUGAUCUACUACAGAACUCACACUGCCUCCUAGAAAAACUCAAUGUGAAUGAUAAUAAUAUCACAGGGGAAGGAUACGCUGCCCUCGCUACAGCAGUGAAUUCAAACCCCUCAUCACACCUGAUAGAGCUGGACCUCAGAGGGAACGACCCUGGAGCAUCAGGAGUGAAGCUGCUCACUGAUUUACAAAAUAAUCAGGAUUACAAACUGGAGAAACUGAGGUUGUUGAAAAGUCCUGCUGCAGAAAAAGCCUUUGAUUUCCUUGGUAGAAUCCUGACAAAGAACCCCUUACUGCAGAGAGAACUGGAUCUGAGUGGGAAAAUAAAGGGAGACUCAGAGGUGAAGCAGCUCUCUGCUCUACUGGAGGAUUCACACUGCAGACCCGAGAUACUCAGGAUAAAUAAGUGCUGCAUGGGAAGUGAAGGUUGUUCUGCUCUGGCAUCAGCUCUGAGUUCCAACCCCUCACACCUGAGAGAGCUGGAGCUGAGUGGGAAUACACUGGGAUCAUCAGGAAUGAAGGAUCUCUGUGCUCUGCUGAACAAUCAACAAGUCAAACUGCUGAAACUGGGGUUGUGUAAGUGUGGUCUAACUGAGGCAGAUUGUGCUGCUGUUGUAUCAGCUCUGAGAGCAAACCCCUCACACCUCAAGGAUCUGGACCUGAGUGACAAUACAGUUGGAAACACAGGAGUGAAGGAGCUCUCUGAUCUACUGCACAACUCCAACUGCAUUCUGGAACAACUCAAGUACAUUAUUUUCAGUCUAUGUUCACAGAAAGCGGAGCCGCCGCGAACACUUCGCCCAGGCUCCGGGCGACGCGUUCGCCUCUCCGCCGCACGGCGUAGUAGUUUGCGCGCCCGCUCGAGCGGGUACUGCUGUCCGGGUGGGCGCUCCUCCGUGAGGAGGUCCGCCCCCCGGGUGGCCAGCUCCAGGGCUACAGGAUCCUCCAGUACUUCGGGUUGGGAGCGCCAAAACACAAAGUCUUGCAGGAGACCGAGCCGGUGGUGCUCGGUCUCCCGCGUUGUGUUGUUUGGGAGAUCCGGCAUUCUGUCACGUUCGGAGACGGCGAGCCGGGAAGCAGACGAGAACAGCCAGGAAGUCGGAAUUUUAAGUCCUGAAGCAGAAAUGGCCUGUGAGUUUCUGACUAAACGUCUGGGUAAAAACCCCUUACUGCAGACAGAACUGGAUCUGAGUGGGAAAAUAUCUGGAGACUCAGGAGUGAAGCAGCUCUCUAUUCUACUGAAGGACCAGCAGUGCAGGACUGAGAUACUCAGGUUUGAUCUGACUUCCUCACCAGAGGCCUCCUUCUCCAUCUCGGCCAAUUUCUGUAAUAGUCUUGAUAAUUGUAUAGAUGAAUUCUGGGUAGAUUUGGGCGUGCCUCAGAAUCGUAGUGUGAGCAGUAUCGGAGCGAAAUUGGAGCGAGACAGACAUGUGAGGGAGACUCUGAUUUUCAUGAAAGAUUGCUAUAAAGGUAAAGAAAUACUUUCAGACUGUGAUAUUAAACAGGAAGGAUACACAGCUCUGGUUAAAGCUCUGAACUCAAACCCAUCACAUCUGAUAGAGCUGGACCUCAGAGGGAACGACCCUGGAGCUUCAGGAGUGAAGCUGCUCAGGAGUUUAAUGAAUGAUCCAGAAUGUAAAGUGAAGACUCUGAGGUUGUUGAAAAGUCCUGAUGCACAGAAAGCUUGUGAUGAUCUGAGUAAAGUUCUGGGUACAAACCCGAUACUGCAGACGGAUCUGAAUCUGAGCAGGAAAAUAGACGGAGACUCAGGAGUAGAGCAACUCUCUGCUUUACUGAAGGAUCCACACUGCAGACCUGAAACACUCCAGCUCAGUGAGUGUAAUCUGACAGAGAAAGGAUGUUCAGCUCUGCUCACAGCUCUCAGAUCAGAAUCCUCCACCCUGAGGGAGCUGAAUCUGAGUAUGAACAGGAUUCAGGAUUCAGGAGUGAAGCUGCUUUCUGCAGAACUGAAGAAUAAACACUGUACACUGGAGACUCUCAGACUUUCAGACUGUGAUAUUAAACAGGAAGGAUACACAGCUCUGGUUAAAGCUCUGAACUCAAACCCCUCAUCACACCUGAUAGAGCUGGACCUCAGAGGGAACGACCCUGGAGCAUCAGGAAUGAAGCAGCUCAGGAGUUUAAUGAAUGAUCCAGAAUGUGAAGACACUGAGGUGAGCGCUCUCCCCAGUAUACAUAAAAUACAUGGAACUGCUGCAUUGCACAAACUGUGUUUGUGUUACACUGAAUCGCAUGAACUACAUUAUUGUCCCUUUGUCUGCAGGUUAGAGCAGUGUGGAAUAACAGAUAAAGGCGGUGCUGCUCUGACUGCAGCUCUGAGCUCAAACUCCUCUCAUCUGAAAGAGCUGAAUCUGAGGGAGAAUAAACUAAAAGGAUGGUUCAUGUUUUAUUUAAUUUACUAAUAAUUUAAUAAAAGGUUCAUGUUUUAUUUAAUUCAUGUUUUUCUGUAUGUAAGACCAUUAUCAUCAGAUGAAGGUCUGAAUAAUGUUUGUUUAAUAAAAUAAAUAGCGAGAGCUGGAUUGUGCAAAUGCACUUUAACGGCAGUAAUAUUAUGAUUUACCGAUUGAUCUGUUAUUAAUUGUGGAUAAUUGAUCAUCUUGAGAAACAUCUGUCAUUUUGAAGUGAAAUAAUGUUGAACUGAACUGAAAGAGAUUGUAAUGUUGUA
This is a messenger RNA of Paramormyrops kingsleyae, 7562 nucleotides long. The record is from RefSeq and is a predicted model, not a curated record. NCBI's taxonomy places the organism in Eukaryota, Metazoa, Chordata, Actinopteri, Osteoglossiformes, Mormyridae.